Molecule: messenger RNA, 662 nt
Organism: Sitodiplosis mosellana (orange wheat blossom midge)
Lineage: Eukaryota; Metazoa; Arthropoda; Insecta; Diptera; Cecidomyiidae
Gene: Dlc90F
Product: dynein light chain Tctex-type
Exons: 4
Coding region: 172-510 (112 amino acids)
Biological process (GO): microtubule-based movement
Cellular component (GO): cytoplasm; cytoplasmic dynein complex
Molecular function (GO): dynein intermediate chain binding
Source: RefSeq, a predicted model, not a curated record
AAUUAUUAUUGUCGACUUGGUGUGUUGUUGAAUUUUUUUUUAACGCUAACGCAAUAAACAACAAAUUUACUGUUUAAAUUUGAUUCAUUUCGAGAAUCAAUCUGGUGUAUUUAAGAAUAUUUAGCUUUGAAAUUAUCUGGAUUGGGAAAUAGAAUUUAAUCGAACGAAACUAUGAUUGAUGACAUGAAAGAUGAGAAUCAAUUCGUCGUAGACGAUGUGAGUAAAAUAAUCAAAGAAGCCAUCGAAAACACAAUUGGUGGAAAUGCAUAUCAACAUGAUAAAGUAAACCAUUGGACCAAAACCGUUGUAGACAAUUGCCUAGGUGUCUUGACAAAACUCCAAAAACCAUACAAAUACAUUGUGACAUGCAUGAUUAUGCAGAAGAAUGGUGCCGGCUUGCAUACAGCUAGCUCAUGUUAUUGGAACAACGAAACGGAUGGAUCUUGUACGGUUCGUUGGGAAAACAAGACGAUGUACUGCAUAGUGUCCGUCUUUGGCCUGGCUAUUUAAGACUAUUUUUCUUCUUCAGCCGAAUUAACCUUCAAGUAAACGGCUUUAAUUGUUUAUUUAAUUUCCAGUUGGGCAAAUCAAAUUUAAGUUAGACUAAAAUCGGAAUAACAUGUAAUUUUUAUGAAAGAAAUAAAUUGAUUGCAAAAGACGAA